AUGAUGGAUCAGAUGCAAGAGGACAACUAUUCAGAUGAUUUUGACAUGCAACUUAUAGGGAAUUUCUUGAGUUUUGCAUCUAGAGGUGACAGAGUUGGACUUAACCAGAUGUUGAGAGAUGGCAUAUCUCCUAAUGUACAAGACUAUGACAAGAGGACUGCAUUGCAUCUUGCAGCCAGUGAAGGCCAUGCUCCUAUUGUUGAACUCCUUUUGCACUACAGGGCCAAUGUUAAUCUCAAAGACCGCUGGCAAAGAACUCCCUUGACAGAUGCAAGACUCUACGGGUAUCGAGAUAUAUGUAGGAUCCUGGAAGUUAAUGGAGGAAAGGAUUUUAUCAAUGAUCAACCAAUGACAGUUCGACAUGAACAAGACUGCACUGAGAUGAACUUUGAUAUUUCAGAAUUGAACACAGAACACUCAUCAACAGUUGAACAGGGUGUUUUUGGUGAAUCAGUCAAGGUCAAGUGGCGUGGAACAUGGGUUAUUAAAACAGUAAUUAAGAGUCAGAUAUACCGUCCUGUAAAAAUGAUCUUAUCUGCCAAGGAUAAUACUCUCUUACGGCAACUUCGACAUCCAAAUAUUUUGCAGUUUCUUGGUUCAAUUGUUCAUCGGGAAGAGAUGAUUCUGAUCACAGAGCAUCUGCCUAAAGGGAAUUUGGAUGAAAUCUUGACCAGAAAAGUUCGGCUUGACGUACCUACUGCUCUGCGCUAUGCUCUGGAUAUCGCAAGGGGAAUGAAUUAUCUCCAUGAGCACAAGCCCUUGCCCAUAGUUCACAACCAUUUGAGUCCUAGGCAAAUGCUAGAAGGAAGACAUAUGCAUAGCAACAACAACUGUGAUGGUUCUGCUGAUUUUGAACCAAAGAUCCAGAUAAGCCGGUACUGUCCUAUAAGAAUUCAACAGUUAAUGGAGCUUUGCACAAGCAAAGAACCGAACCAAAAGCCCCCAUUCUCUUCUGUCAUACAGAUUUUAGAAGAAGAAUCUUCAUGCCUAGGAAGAGCUGCGUGUCCUGUUUGCUGA
Dovyalis caffra is the source of this 1017-nucleotide messenger RNA. The record is from the annotation of a GenBank genome assembly. NCBI's taxonomy places the organism in Eukaryota, Viridiplantae, Streptophyta, Magnoliopsida, Malpighiales, Salicaceae.